Molecule: messenger RNA, 667 nt
Organism: Trichoderma reesei QM6a
Lineage: Eukaryota; Fungi; Ascomycota; Sordariomycetes; Hypocreales; Hypocreaceae
Exons: 3
Coding region: 155-586 (143 amino acids)
Source: RefSeq, a predicted model, not a curated record
UCACAAUAAACGCUCAACUCUAUGCGACUCGACGCAUCAACCAGAAGGCGUUGAAAGCUCCUGAGCAGGCGAAUGAGCGAUACGAACCAAGGGUGGAAAGGGUGAAGGCAGGGAACUUUUUAUCCACGCGUGGUUCAUUGCUCGUCUGCCCGCCAUGUUCAGGCCGCAUCCAGAGGAGACGAUGCAUCUCCGGCUCCAUCGAGCUCGGUCCGUCGUCUUGACAUCUGAAGAGCUCGUCGAGAUCCGCGCCGCCCAACGCACCUUUGAAGGCGCCUACAUGCGCACCGCCCUCGGCAUCUUCUCCUUCUCCCUCGUCAUCCUCAAGGUCUUCACCGAGGAGUUUUACGGCAUCGGCGCCCUCUUUGCCGCCUUUGGCACCGCCAUCCUGCUCGUCGCCGUGUACCGCCGCUACCAGGGCAACCGCCAGUUCUUCGUCGCCGAGUCGCCCGACGAUGACGGCUGCGGCGACACGAUACUGCGGCGCAAGUUCCGGACGAGCGGCGACACGGUGGUGCUUUUGACGGUGCUGAGUCUGUGUGCGUAUGCGACGCUGCUGGGGCUGACGUGGAAGCUGAGCGAUAUGUGAAGAGGCGAUGCGGCGUUUUUGCUGGUGCUCGCUUUGAGGGGCGACAGUGAUGGGGUGAAUCCAAUAUUUCUAUGUUUUACC